Molecule: messenger RNA, 2073 nt
Organism: Lytechinus pictus (painted urchin)
Lineage: Eukaryota; Metazoa; Echinodermata; Echinoidea; Temnopleuroida; Toxopneustidae
Product: ankyrin repeat domain-containing protein 50-like
Exons: 1
Coding region: 1-2073 (690 amino acids)
Molecular function (GO): protein binding
Source: RefSeq, a predicted model, not a curated record
AUGGCAAAUUGGACUCCAUUAGGCAGGGCUGCUUCACAUGGUAAUAUUGACGUCAUCAAAAAUCUGAUCAGUGAGGGAGCGGAUGUCAAUCAGGAGGAUAACAAUGGUCGGACUGCUUUAUACAAUGCUGCUAAGAGUGGUCAUACUGACGUCAUCAAAUAUCUGAUCAGUGAGGGAGCUGAGGUCAAUAAGGAGGAUAAUGUUGGUGGGACUGCAUUACACUGUGCUGCUUUCAAUGGUCAUAUUGACGUCAUCAAAUAUCUGAUCAGGGAGGGAGCUGAGGUCAAUAAGGAGGAUAAUGGUGGUGGGACAGUAUUACACCGUGCUGCUGAGAAUGGUCAUAUUGACGUCAUCAAAUAUCUGAUCAGUGAGGGAGUUGAGGUCAAUAAGGAGGAUAGUCGUGGUGGGACUGCAUUACACCAUGCUGCUAACAAUGGUAAUAUUGACGUCAUCAAAUAUCUGAUCAGUGAGGGUGCCGAGGUCAAUAAGGAGGAUAAUUAUGGUCAGACUGCAUUACACUGUGCUGCUUGGAAGGGUCAUAUUGACGCCAUCAAAUAUCUGAUCAGUGAGGGAGCUGAGGUCAAUAAGGAGGAUAAUGGUGGUGGUACUGCAUUACACCAUGCUGCUUGGAACGGUCACAUUGACGUCAUGAAAUAUCUGAUCAGUGAGGGAGCUGAGAUCAAUAAGGAGGGUAAUCGUGGUGUGACUGCAUUACGCCAUGCUGCUUGGAGCGGUCAUAUUGACGUCAUCAAAUAUCUGAUCAGUGAGGGAGCUGAGGUCAAUAAGGAGGGUAAUUGUGAUGUGACUGCAUUACACCAUGCUGCUUGGAGCGGUCAUAUUGACGUCAUCAAAUAUCUGAUCAGUGAGGGAGCUGAGGUCAAUAAGGAGGAUAAUGAUGGUUUGACUGCAUUACACCGUGCUGCUGAGAAUGGUCAUAUUGACAUCAUCAAAUAUCUUGUCAGUGAGGGAGCUGAGGUCAAUAAGGAGGAUAAUGAUGGUUGUAAUGCAGUACACUUUGCUGCUUGGGACGGUCGUAUUGACGUCAUCAAAUAUCUGGUCAGUGAGGGAGCUGAGGUCAAUAAUGGCGGUGGGACUGCAUUACACCCUGCUGCUUACAAUGGUCAUAUUGACAUCAUCAAAUAUCUGAUCAGUGAGGGAGCUGAGGUCAAUAAGGAGGAUAAUGAUGGUGUGACUGUAUUACACCGUGCUGCUGAGAAUGGUCAUAUUGACAUCAUCAAAUAUCUUGUCAGUGAGGGAGCUGAGGUCAAUAAGGAGGAUAAUGAUGGUUGUAAUGCAUUACACUUUGCUGCUUGGGACGGUCGUAUUGACGUCAUCAAAUAUCUGGUCAGUGGGGGAGCUGAGGUCAAUAAUGGCGGUGGGACUGCAUUACACCCUGCUGCUAAGAAUGGUCAUAUUGACGUCAUCAAAUAUCUGAUCAGUGAGGGAGCUGAGGUCAAUAAGGAGGAUAAUCGUGGAGGGACUGCAUUACACCGUGCUGCUAACAAUGGUCAUAUUGACGUCAUCAAAUAUCUGAUCAGUGAGGGAGCUGAGGUCAAUAAGGAGGAUAAUCGUGGAGGGACUGCAUUACACCGUGCUGCUAACAAUGGUCAUAUUGACGUCAUCAAAUAUCUGAUCAGUAAGGGAGCUGAGGUCAAUAAAGAGGAUAAUGAUGGUUUGACUGCAUUACACCGUGCUGCUAACAUUGAUGAUAGUGACGUCAUCAUAUAUCUGAGCAGUGAGGGAGCUGAGGUUAAUAAGGUGGAUAAUGAUGGUUUGACUGCAUUACACCGUGCUGCUAACAUUGGUCAUAUCGACGUCAUCAAAUAUCUGAUCAGUGAAGGAGGUGAUGUCAAUAAAGGUGACAAAGAAGGGACAACUGCCUUACAUAUUGCCGUUCAGAAUGGUUACAUUGAGGUUGUUGAAGUUCUACUUACAGGCGGAGCACGAUGUGAUACAGAAGACAUUCACGGCAAGACACCCUUACAUCAGUCCAUAACCCUUGGGUACAGAGAUAUUGCUGAUUUUCUAGUUGACAACAGGGAUGCUAAGGUAGGCGAUAUAUACAUCCUAUAA